CUUAGUAAAUAUAGGCCCAAAAGGGUGCAACACGAUAGUAUAUGAGACAUCUAGAUAUAUGUAGGGGAUUGGGACAUGUUGGGAUAUAUGUAACGGUUAUAACCCAGUCGGUUAAACGAUUUUUUGCCCUCGACCACCGUUGUCGCCGCUCGGCCUGACUGCCCACUUUUAUCACAAACAAGACGGAUCGCCGUCGCCGGCGUGUAACACCGUUAGUCGCCGAGCUGUGGGAAGUUGCUCAAGUUGUUUUUUUUGUGCGCGCACGACAAGGAAGACGAAAAUUUAACGGGCAGAGAUAGGUAGGUGUAAUAGUCGCGAGAAUGGUUGUAGGACAGCACGAGUAGAAACGGCGAAAACUGCGCUACCCUCAGUAUUGACUCGACACAGGGCCGCGCCAAAAAGUCUAGACACGACACGUGACUUCGCUACGCCAAUGGCCGAGCGAUGUGAGUGAACCGUAUGCCUGGACGAGCCUACUCAAGCGCGAAGUAGGGGUGAAGACUUUUGCCUUGAAUAGUUACUCAUUCAUUAAACCGACGUCAGCCAUCAAUGGUGCUAUUCAGCGUGUGGAUAGCAAAUCGUUUCUAUAACAUUAUUCAUUGCAUUAAAAGCCGAGCCAGCUAUCGAGGAUUUUUUUAGGCGAGUGAAACUAGAUUGACAGAAACCUUCUCCCCCUUGAGUGAAUACUUUUUACCUGAGGGCUCGGCAAAGGAACAUCGUCGUGUGUUUUGCUCGUGAAACCCACAUGUUGGUUUGGGUUUGUUGUAGAGGACGAUGUGUUCGUUGGAUUGGGAUUUGUAUGGAAGGCGAUGUGUACCUCGGCUUGUAGAUAGACAUCGCUUGUAGUGUGUACCUUCGGAGAUGUCGUACAGUCCGGCGCCACACCCCAGCCCUUCACUUGUUCUGGAUUUUUGCAGAACUGAACCAGUAAUUGACCACUAGAGUGGACUAGUCAUUUUCAUCACCAUUGCAAGUCAGCCUGGAACAGAAAUAACCACAAUUUUUCUGGAUGUAUUUGAAUUUUGUAGCUUACAGAUUUUAUAUUUCCACCAACGGAUUAAUUACUGGUGAUUGGUGCAGCUUUAACGAGCCAUUUGUGACCAGGCUCAUGUGUUGGUAAUCUCUGUGUCAUUCUGGAGAUUUAAUUAAUUAAACUUAAGGGAGUUUCCCAUUUCCACUAUCUUGUGCACGUGUUCCAGGCGUGAAGCGAAUGCACCCCAUUGGCAUGAGGUGUUUAUGUUCCGCACCAAGCGAAACACACUCGUGAAGCGCCUGUGGAAGUACAAAGCAAAGGAUGAAACCAAGGGUGCGGCUCAAAGGGAUCCCUCAGUUUCAGCCAGCAUGGAGGACGUUGACCUCAAGUCGGUCACCCACUCCUUCUUCAAGCGGCUCAAGGAGGAGCAGCUGGGGGUGCUCCUGCAGGCCAUGGAGUCCCGUGGGGGGGAGAUCACACCCUGUGUCCCCGUGUCCAAGUCGGAUGUACGGCUGGGCAAGCACUCACUCUCUCCGUAUGUUCUGUGCUGUCGAGUGUUCCGCUGGCCAGAUUUAAAAGGUGACACGGAAAUGAAACGGUUGCCAAGUUGUGCGCGGUUGAAUGAGGAUAGCGAGUCUGUAGUCUGCUGCAACCCGUACCACUGGAGCUUGGUGGUCAAGAUAGAUGAGCCACCCAUAUACCUGGAUAAGUUACCUGGCUCUUCACCUGCACAGAUAAUUGAUCACAAUGAGACAUCCACAGAUAACGAGGGCACGGGACAAAACUUCAUGUACUGGUGCACUGUUGCCUACUGGGAGCUGCGUGAGCGCGUGGGCCGUUUGUUUCAAGUCUCCGAGCCAAGCGUCCAUGUCUUUCAACAGCUGCCUCAUGGCAAUGGCGUUUGUCUGAGACUCUUCCAGAAACCUUCAAGCGUCGAGGUGGUCAGGAGAACUAGAGAGAAGAUCGGCUUUGGGAUUAUCCUCAGUCGGGAGGCCGCUCACAAGAAUAAUGUGAACAUUCAGGGGAGGGUGAAGGAGGAGUCAGGGAGUCAUGUGACCUGCAACAUACAGAGCGGGUCGCCUGGGUCCCCAGACUGUCCCGGCCAGUACAAAAGUUCGUCUACCUCAAGUUGCAUCAUACCACCCUCUUACCUGGAGGAUAUUUUAUUGAAAGAAAGCCCUGUGGGUGGGGGCAGUGAAGGUUGUGACACCAGCCGUGGUCACCAUGGCGACGGCAAUCCUCAAAAACUGCAUCCAGAACAUGACCCGAGCCAUGAGUUCAGUGAUGUGGAACAUUCUUUUGAUGAAAGCAUGGAUUUUACACAAACCACAGUUAUGUCCCCUUCUUCAUCCCCGCCGCCCCAGUGGGCAAGUCAGCUGCAACAGUCAUCUUCACCAUCAUCAUUUUCAUCCUUAUCAUCAUCACCCCCAUCCUCCCCUCCUUCAUACUUCAACAGUGAUACCUCUUUUAACAGUCAGGAAAUUCUGAGCUCAAACCAUGAACCCAGGUACCCGCCCCACCCCAGCAGUCAAGGUACCAACAAGAGGAAGUCCCCACGGCACCGGCCCCACCCCAGCACCACAGCCACCUCAGACCUGCCGUAUAAACAGGGAGAAGUUUGGGCCUACAACGCUUCAAAUUUCCCAAUCUUUGUCAACUCUCCCACCCUGGACCACCCCCAGUCCCCCCGGUCACUAGUGGUCAAGAAGGUUUUGCCUGGCUACUCCAUCAAGAUCUUUGACUACGCUAGGGCGGAGCUCCUUGAGAGGACAGAGGCCAGGAGUAAGUUACGCAGUGAUGGCCCGUUUGACCCGUGCAGUGUGCGCAUCAGCCUGGCCAAGGGCUGGGGGCCCAGCUACUCCAGACAGUUCAUCACAUCGUGUCCCUGCUGGCUCGAGAUCUUCCUUGGUGUCAGGCGUAGGAACUCCACAUCAUGAUGUUAGCAGAUGGUCUGGUGGAGCAACAUCAUGAUGUUAGCAGAUGGUCUGGUGGAGCAACAUCAUGAUGUUAGCAGAUGGUCUGGUGGAGCAACAUCAUGAUGUUAGCAGAUGGUCUGGUGGAGCAACAUCAUGAUGUUAGCAGAUCGUCUGGUGGAGCAACAUCAUGAUGUUAACUAUCAGUUGGUCUGGCGGAGCUACUGUCCCUGCCGUCGUGGUCUGAGGGUCAUGUGACUGGUCUUGUGACUGGCCAUGUGACUGUCCCGCUCAUUAGAUCCUCCUUGUUGACUAACACUUCAUCCCUUGCCUUAAAUUGUUUCACCAGUUUUUUCUUGCCAAAUUUUCUAGAUCAAAACUCGUAUGUCAGCCGUGUGGCCAGUCCUUGCUGGUACCAUGGGAGUAGUGAUGUCACC
Messenger RNA from Physella acuta, 3323 nucleotides. Its product is annotated as mothers against decapentaplegic homolog 6-like. NCBI's taxonomy places the organism in Eukaryota, Metazoa, Mollusca, Gastropoda, Physidae. Gene Ontology annotation, molecular function: I-SMAD binding; transcription regulator inhibitor activity. Gene Ontology annotation, cellular component: heteromeric SMAD protein complex. Gene Ontology annotation, biological process: regulation of transcription by RNA polymerase II; cell differentiation; anatomical structure morphogenesis. The record is from RefSeq and is a predicted model, not a curated record.